Molecule: messenger RNA, 1179 nt
Organism: Camelus dromedarius (Arabian camel)
Lineage: Eukaryota; Metazoa; Chordata; Mammalia; Artiodactyla; Camelidae
Gene: DNAJC8
Product: DnaJ heat shock protein family (Hsp40) member C8
Exons: 9
Coding region: 49-810 (253 amino acids)
Cellular component (GO): nucleus
Source: RefSeq, a predicted model, not a curated record
UGAGGCAGCGCCUGCGCACAAGAGUCACGUGGUGGCUGGGCCGGGGAAAUGGCGGCUCCAGGAGAGAGCGGGGCUUCGGGUGGCGGAGGCAGCACGGAAGAAGCAUUUAUGACCUUCUACAGCGAGGUGAAACAAAUAGAGAAGAGAGAUUCAGUUCUAACAUCCAAAAAUCAGAUUGAAAGAUUGACUCGUCCUGGUUCCUCCUACUUCAAUUUGAACCCAUUUGAGGUCCUUCAGAUAGAUCCUGAAGUGACAGAUGAAGAAAUAAAAAAGAGGUUUCGGCAGUUAUCCAUAUUAGUGCAUCCUGACAAAAAUCAAGAUGACGCUGACAGAGCACAAAAGGCUUUUGAAGCUGUGGACAAAGCUUACAAGUUGCUACUGGAUCAGGAACAAAAGAAGAGGGCCCUGGAUGUAAUUCAGGCAGGAAAAGAAUACGUGGAACACACCGUGAAAGAGCGAAAAAAGCAAUUGAAGAAGGAAGGAAAGCCUACAAAUGUGGAGGAGGAUGAUCCUGAGCUGUUCAAACAAGCAGUAUACAAACAGACCAUGAAACUCUUUGCUGAGCUGGAAAUUAAAAGGAAAGAGAGAGAAGCCAAAGAGAUGCAUGAAAGGAAGCGACAAAGGGAAGAAGAGAUUGAAGCUCAAGAAAAAGCCAAACGAGAAAGGGAAUGGCAGAAAAAUUUUGAGGAAAGUCGAGAUGGUCGUGUGGACAGCUGGCGAAACUUCCAAGCAAAUACGAAGGGGAAGAAAGAGAAGAAAAACCGGACCUUCCUGAGACCACCAAAAGUAAAAAUGGAGCAGCGUGAGUGACCACCUGGGGUCACAGCCACAGAACCUUCCCUCAACUGUCUCCCCUCCUGCUUUGAAGGACUCAUUCUUUCCUCCCAUUUUCACCCCAACAUAGAGUAGUAUUUGCUUUUUAGUCCAUUUUGUUUUCAAUACAAUUUAAUAUCAAUCAGAGUAAUUCUUUUGUACAUUGAAAUGAGGGGCUUGGUUUAAAAAAGAAAACCUUCCCCCACCCCUACCCCUAGAACAACCAGGACUGGAAGGUGCCACCAUUGGUGCUGCCUUCUCUUCCCACAGCCUGUAACUUAAUGUUUUGUACUUCACUGGAUUGUGACGGUUAGAAACUUCAUGUAUAGUUUGUGGAAAUCAUCCAAUUAAACAUAUUGCUUAAAA